GCAAUAGCUUGUCCAGCACCGGCGGCUCGGGGCGGGCGAACACAGCGCGAGCGCGGGCAGCUCUGCCUCACGUGGUGUGUGUGCGUGCGCGUGCGCGCGUGUGUGCAUCUGUGUGCACUGGGAAACAACUCUCUCGGAAAUGUCGACAAUUACUUUUUGGAAUUUCGUGAAAAUUAUUUACGGUUCAAAUUCACUAGCUUACGACUGAACAACGACAAAUUUUCGCUGUGUGCGUGUGUCGGUAUCGGGUCCACCCCCAAGUGAUCGCGGCGGGUGCGUGCGCGAAGUGCGGAGACGAACCAUGCGUCGCGCCGCGCCGAGCAGCCGUGCCCCGCGACCCGGACGACGUGUCGGCCAGGAUGCCGUCGACGGGGCGAGCCAAGCGGUGCGCGCCGAGGCGGCCGCGGCCGCGAGCAGCUGAACGUCGUGGAGUUGUCGGCGACGCCAGAGGGGCCCCGCGGGGCCCACCAUGGCGGACGAACAGGGUCGGGAUGGCGGCCCGGGGCCCCAGGGCGGGGGCCCGCUCGCGGCCGGCGCCAACACCUCGGCGAAGUGGGCCACCCGCACGCCCCCCGAGUGGGACGCGGACGCCAACAACAAGUACGCCCGCACCCGCCGGAGGCCGUCCCUGCCCGCCAAGAACCACGGCGACGGCGAGUGGCGCGAGGUGCGGUCCGGGAGGCACCCGCAGUCGCCGGUACGCCGCCUGUCCCCGCGGCCGCCCUCCCUGAGGCCGUCGCCGUCGAGGCCGUCGUCCAGGCCGCCGAGCCGCGUCGCUGAGGCCGCCGCCGAGGAGGCGCCGACCAGGGUCGACACGACGACGCAGGCGCAGCUCGACCUGGCCGAGGCCGUGGCGAGCGGCCUCCAGGCCGAUGGCCACGUCCACCACCCCCAGGGGUCGCCGACCACCCCGACCAACUCUCCGAGUGAGGAGCGGAGGCGGCUGCUGCAAGGGGACGUGCAGCGCUCUCUCUCGCACAGCAGCGAGCGUCCGCCCAGCUCCACCAGCACCACCCGGGCUGACGAGCAGGAGCUGUACGACGAGUACAACGCCCGUCUGCCGUUCAUCGUCGAGCAAGGCGCCACCCCGGAGACGGGCGAUGCCGCGAGCCGCCCGGACACGCCGCUGCCCUACAGCACGGUGGCCAGGCCGAGCAGCCUGGGGCUGCCGCUGCUACCCAGCCUGCCGCCGCCCACCUCACUGGUGUGCCUCAGGACGCCCAAGACCCGCAGCGCCAGCGUGCACCCCACCGGCAACGGCCCCUGGGAGUACUCGUCGCCCACCCCCUUCGGCCAGCGGUUGUCCGUGUCGGACCACGCGAGCUUCGAGUCGAGCAUCCUGCCGGGGACGCCGCUGCCGGGCAUCGCGGAGGAGACCAAGAACAAGAAGAAUGCCGUGCUCGUGGCCGCCCAGGCUGCAGCCACGGUGGCGGCGCCCGCCACGGCCUCGGCCCUCGCCAAAGCCACCCUGGCCGAGCUCAAGCACUACCACUUCGGCUCGCUGGAGAAGGAGACGGCCGGGCUGCCCGUGGCCUCGGACCCCGACCUCGGCAAGUCGCAGUCGCAGGCUGACCACAACACGCUGCUGUUCCGGGACGGGCGCAGGCGCAUCGACAUGGUGGUCGUGUGGGAGGUGGACACGUCGGGGGUGCCCACCGAGGCCGAGGCGCUGCGGGGCGAGCGGCGGCAGCGCUUCCAGGCCGCGCUCGAGGCCGAGGGGCUGCAGCUCGAGUUCGAAGGGCCUCAGGCGACGCAGCUCAACCUGCUCGGCGCGGUCGGCGCCAGCGCCUCGCCGGUCUCCGUCCGGGACUCGAUCGUGCGCGGCCUGCGGCGCGCGUACCGCUCCGUGACGGACUGCGAGUGCGAGAACCAGCCCGGCGAGGACAAGAAGCACCCCUGA
This is a messenger RNA of Frankliniella occidentalis (western flower thrips), 1900 nucleotides long. RefSeq names its product translation initiation factor IF-2-like. The record is from RefSeq and is a predicted model, not a curated record. Gene Ontology annotation, molecular function: protein dimerization activity. NCBI's taxonomy places the organism in Eukaryota, Metazoa, Arthropoda, Insecta, Thysanoptera, Thripidae. Bases 470 to 1900 code for a protein of 476 amino acids. The transcript has 7 exons.